Molecule: messenger RNA, 2058 nt
Organism: Symbiodinium natans
Lineage: Eukaryota; Dinophyceae; Suessiales; Symbiodiniaceae
Source: the annotation of a GenBank genome assembly
AUGGCUUGGCGUCUCUUGCUUCUGUCCUUCUACCUCUUGCUUUUCCGGGCUGCAGCCAACAUCGCCAAUGAGAGCAGCAAUCAGGCCAAUGGGACGGAAGGCAAUGAGAUCAAGGGUGUCGGCACACCCCUCCCCCUGGACAACAGCUACAUCAACCCUGGCGGCAGCACGCGCUGCCCCUCUCGGUGCAGGCGCUACUUCGCCGGCGCAGGCCCUGGCGAUGGCACCAUUUGCCAAAAGCAGGCAUCGGGGGUCGGCACGGCGCAGCAGAACUUCGAGCAGGGUGUCGCAUGCUACCCAGCCUAUGGCUGUGGCAGGGACAUGAUCACCUGCGUGGAUCAGGCAUUCGAGGGAUCCCUGCCGGAUACGUCUGAUGCCGCCCUUGCAUGUGCAGAUCUUGAGCUCGUCCAGGCAGAGGAUCCUUGGACCUGUGGUACAGCCGAGGAGAGCCGACCUCAGUGCAAUAGCACGGCCAACAACAAUGCAGGCAAGUGGCUGAAGGCCAACGGGGAGCUAGGAUGUGGCUGGGGCUCCACCUAUGGGAAUACUUACCCAGGCUACACCGGUGCCGGCACGCCCGCCACUGAAGUCUUCCAGGUUUCCAGUGACUUUGAGUGCUGCCUCAAGGCGAUGUCCUUCGAAAACAGCUCCUGGGAAGAUGGCGGUGCGGCCCUCUUCUUCCAGCGAGUUGGGUCGAGCUGUCGCGUUGACCGCGAGACGAUAAUCUACGCCAACAUGGAUAGCUCCUCAGGACGUUCAGUGAAGUACCAGGACACGCGCUGCGGUUUAGGGGAGCAGUUCUACUACCGCCAUGCCGCCGGAGCAGCAGAUGCCGCCAAUCUACACACCGGCGGCCGCUGCGUGGUGGAUGGAGGCUUCACCCGGCUGAGCGAGCUUACCUCGGGCACGAACCUUCCUGGCGGCGAGAUCCCUGAUGGGCACGAGCUGCCAAACCAUGAGUGCCCUGAACCGGAUCCCAGUGAGACAGGGUUCUCAUACAACUGCAACGUCACCCUGAGAUUCAACACGAUCAAUGACGCGGAGGAGUGCUGUGAGAUGUGUCGUUCCAUGAGCUGGCUCCCGCGUGUGGGCGGUGUUGUGGAGAUGGAUGAGGCUGGUACUCCCACGAAUCCAUGCGUCGCUUGGCAGAUCGUGGAUGGCCGAUGUCGCAUCGUGCGUCAGGAGUACUUCGACUACUGGAAUCCAGGCAUGACGAUUCAUGCAUCCUUGACACGAAACAGCUAUGAGCCCCCCGGGAACACGGGCUGGGUGGUGCCCACGCGUGGUUGCGGUGAUUCUGAAGAGAACUGCAACUACUUCUCUUUUAUCUACUACCGUGAGUUCCGCGAGGUGGACGGGGUGGCCGUGGACCCAUCCCUCUUGUCAACAAACAGCUCGAACUCCAGCAGGAAUGCUUCCUACCGCAAGGUUGUGUCGGUGACCCUCCCUCCAGGCGCGGAGAACUUGUCCUUUGAGCUCAACGUCAGCGCCGUGCCUUCGAGGCAUGACCGCCGGCCGCAGCUGAUUCAGGACAACGUGAACCGGAGCUUCGCAAGGCUCAUUGGGACAAGCUUUGAUAACGUGGUGGGCGGGUUGAAUUCGAACCUCACGCCCGUGACAGAAUCUACGGCUGGGGCUGGGGAAGACUGCGGGCAGAUUGAGAUCCAUUCAGCCAGCGCGAUGCGCAGCAGUGGUGACUACGAGAUCUUUGACGAGGAGUCCUCUCCAGAGCCCAUCUGUGUGUCCGAGUGUGUUCCCUCGGGUGCGACCGCCUCCUUCCAGUGCGGACUCCCACAAGGCGCCGGCCCCGAGCGUCGGCUUGCUACGGUGGACAGUGUGGUGAUCUCCUUCAAGGCCGUCGGCAGUGGCUACGACACGGUGGACUUCGGGCUCGCUGCGGCCUCAGAGCAGGGCCCAACUGCCACGACGAGCACGACCAGCGGCGCAAGCAGCACCGGCGUGGGCACGCAGCCGGUGUCCUCAGCGUCGGACUUGAACCUGGUCAGCCUGAGGCUUUUGGCUCUCUUUUGGGCGGGCGCGUACAUCCGGCACGGCUAA